AUGCGCUUUUCGCACGUCGCUGUUGCUCUCCUCCCUGCCGCUGGCCUGGGGGCCGCCGCCGUUGAGCUUCUCACAGACAUCAAUCAGAUUUCAAGGAAUUGGGGUCAGAUCUCGCCCUACGCCGAUAACGCCGACGACUAUUUCGGCGUCGAGUAUGUUGGGCUUCCCGAAGGCUGUCAGAUCGAAUCCGCGAGCAUCCUUCAGCGCCACGCACAGCGUUUCCAAGGUUCUGGAGCAGAUGACGGGGGCAACGACUUCAACUUUGCGCAGAAGGUAUCGAACUUCACGAGCUCGAAUGCGAAUGCCUCCUUUACGGGCCCGCUGGCCUUCCUGAACAACUACCGGUACAACUUGAACGCCAAUGGACUACUCACGGGGCUGGGCGCGGUAACCGAGUUCAACUCGGGGGUGAUGUUCUGGAAUCGCUACGGUAGAAUCCUUUACAACGCUACUGUCGCGCAACUUGCGUACAAUGCCAGCUUCCCGAACGGCACGGCGAGGGAGCCGGUCGUGCUGAGGACCACAAGCCAGUCGAGAAUCCAGAAUAGUCAGAUCAACUGGGCGCUUGGAUUCUUUGGGACCAGCUUCCAGGCCACUCCGGAUCCAACCCUCGAGAACGCUACUGAGCCAUUCAAGGUGGUUAUCAUACCUGAGGGGGGAUCUGAGAACAACACCCUGGCUUCGUAUGAUAGCUGCUUUAAUGAUUACGAUCCGGUGGAGGGCUAUCUUGGAGAUCUUGAUCUCUUCACAUAUAUCCCGAAGUAUUUGGGUGGGGCAACUAGGAGAUUGCAGAAGUAUGUCCCCUCGGGGUUUCAGUUGAACGUCAAUGAUACAUAUGCCAUGCAGAGCAUCUGUGCGUAUGAAUAUACAUUCAUGGGAAUGUCUGACUUCUGUACCCUGUUUACCGCAGAGGAGUGGGCGGGCUUCGAGAACUCUUUGGAUAUAGAAUAUUACUACGAUUAUUCAUUUGGCAACCCAACUGGGCGGGCUGAAGGAAUUGGCUACGUUCAGGAACUGAUCGCCCGGCUAACUAACACAUACAUCACCUCCUCCAACUCCUCCGUAAACUCUACCUUGGACGAUAAUGCUACCACCUUCCCCCUCGGCCAGAAAUUCUACGCAGAUUUUAGUCACGAUGACAUUAUCAUCUCCGUCCUGACUGCACUCUCCCUGGAUUACAUCCACGAUCCCCCAUCUCUGACCCAGUACCCUCCGAAUCCGAACCGAAAGUUCAUCCUGAGCCAUCUAACCCCCUUCGGCGCACGACUGGUGACGGAGACGAUCGGCUGUGCAGUGCCUGACCCUCACCCCGUGAAGGACUUCCGCGUCCAAUACACGCCGGAGCAAUACGGCUAUGACGCCUCGAACGCGACGCACAAGUUCAUCCGGAUGCGCCUGAACAACGGUAUCUUACCUCUAAACACCAUCCGCGGCGGCCACUGCGGGAACGCCACGACUGGACGCAUCGAUGGCAUGUGCGCCAUGAACGAUUUCUUGCAGAGUCAGGCGAAUAGCUAUGCCUUGAGUAACUACCAAUAUGCGUGCUUCGGGAACUACACCAUCACGAACGCGACGAGCGGGAAGGACUAUGAUGGGACGAUCUUCCCAUCCGCAGCUAGAAAGCCGUGA
Messenger RNA from Amorphotheca resinae ATCC 22711, 1629 nucleotides. RefSeq lists its product as hypothetical. Lineage: Eukaryota; Fungi; Ascomycota; Leotiomycetes; Helotiales; Amorphothecaceae. Gene Ontology annotation, molecular function: acid phosphatase activity. The transcript has 3 exons. The record is from RefSeq and is a predicted model, not a curated record. The coding region runs from base 1 to 1629 and encodes 542 amino acids.